CUAGAAUGUGCCUUUUAUAUGGAAUGAGGAUAUCAAUCUGAUUCGUUGAGAUGCUCUGCAGGAGGAUUACAUUAUUACAGCAGUGAAUGGGCUUUGAUAUGAGCAGACAGAGUCAGCUGUGGUAAACACAAGUGUGAGGACUGUUGAAAGAAUACAUAAGUACAUUGAACCUCCUUAGGAGAGAUAUUCCAGUUAGGUAAAUAGACCAGAAACCAGUACAGGACAGUCAUCAUGACCAACAAGGUUUCGGCAACAAGCAAGUUAAACGACUUGGUCCCUCCAAGCUAUGAGCAGGCCACUGCAGGUGGAAGCCCCAGUCACAGUGGCAGUUAUCCUGGUGAUGGAGACAUGUUAGCAGAGUUCUGCUGGGACGACCAGAACAUUAGACGGAUUUUCAUUCGAAAGGUGUAUGCCAUCCUUUCACUGCAGCUCUCCUGCACUCUUGCUGUCGUCGCUCUCUUCACCUUUUGUGAUCCAGUAAAGGAGUACAUUCAGUCCAACCCUGGCUGGUACUGGGCUGCAUAUGUGGUGUUCAUAGCAACGUACUUGACGCUCUACAUCUUCGCUGGACCGAGACGCAAGUUUCCAUGGAACAUGAUUCUGCUGUCAAUCUUUACUGUGGCUCUUGCUUUUAUGACCGGAGUCAUGUCCAGUUACUUCAACACCAAGUCCGUAAUGAUCUGUUUGGGUAUUACAGCUUUCAUCUGUCUCUCCGUCACCAUCUUCAGCUUCCAGACCAAGAUUGACCUGACCUCAGUCUGGGGCAUGUUGUGCAUCUCCUGCACUGCUUUGUCCUUCUGGGGACUCCUAUUGGCAGUUCUCCUGCUUCCUGGAUGUGUUCCUUGGAUGCAAGCUGUGUUUGCCGGGUUGGGAGCGAUACUGUUUUGCUUGUUUCUGGCUUUCGACACACAGCGAAUGAUGGGGAAAAAGCGUUACAUCAUAAGCCCAGAAGAGUACAUCUUUGCAGCUCUCAGCAUCUAUCUGGACAUAGUGUACAUCUUCUCCUUUAUCCUUCUGUUGUGUGGAAUGCAGGACAGGACCUGACCAUAAGCUUUCUGCCAACUCUUCACAUGAGCUCCGGCCUUCCUCCUUCUAUCUCCGGUCCUUCUCACCAGUCUGAGCAAUUCUGUCCACUACAGCAUGGCCCAGCUUGUCUUGUGUGUCCUGUGUUAAGCUUUUCCUCUGCUCUGCUGUGCCACAUCUGUAUUCCAUAGCAACUAGGAUUACAUCUGUGAGAGAUGCAAGUUUAAUGUUGUUUUAAACCAAAGAGACCAAGUGGCACAGUACACAGUACUGCUUUAAUAAUGGUUAUGAAACUGAAGCACUCUUCUGAUGUAUGACGUUAGCAGUGAAACUGAGCAUUUAAAGGCAUGACACUCUAUAUUUCUCUGUGAAAUAUAUCAAUAAAAAAGCAUAAAGCUCCA
Colossoma macropomum (tambaqui) is the source of this 1424-nucleotide messenger RNA. Its product is annotated as protein lifeguard 2-like. Gene Ontology annotation, cellular component: membrane; endoplasmic reticulum; Golgi apparatus. The record is from RefSeq and is a predicted model, not a curated record. The transcript has 12 exons. The coding region runs from base 232 to 1044 and encodes 270 amino acids. Gene Ontology annotation, biological process: negative regulation of apoptotic signaling pathway. Lineage: Eukaryota; Metazoa; Chordata; Actinopteri; Characiformes; Serrasalmidae.